AUGUUGCUGCUGCUGAAUCCGAAAGACGGAAAGGAUGUUUUUGGCUGCUACAAUACAUUAUGGGAUGUGACUGUUAAUAACGAGCUGGGCAUAUCGGCUCGAAUAUUAAAUUUUGGUUUUUGGAUUGACUCUUUACAGACCAAAUAUCAAGGAAUCGAUUUCAGUAGCAUAGAGAACAGAAAUUGUAAUGCAGGCAAAAAUCCAUAUUUUGACAAUAAUGUCGAUGGCAUAACCCUAGAUCCUUAUGAAGUCGUAUUCGUCAAAUACAAUUAUAAAAAUUAUCGUCAGGCUGCAGACAGAGCUGCUGUUUACCAAAAUUGGACACUCAGACUUGCAUCAGCCCCAAAACAAGUUAGCUCUUCUGGAUAA
Molecule: messenger RNA, 369 nt
Organism: Rotaria socialis
Lineage: Eukaryota; Metazoa; Rotifera; Eurotatoria; Philodinida; Philodinidae
Source: the annotation of a GenBank genome assembly